Messenger RNA from Styela clava, 1156 nucleotides. The record is from RefSeq and is a predicted model, not a curated record. Lineage: Eukaryota; Metazoa; Chordata; Ascidiacea; Stolidobranchia; Styelidae.
UUGGAUUUACGAAGCUAAAAAGUUGUUUCGAGAAGACUAUAUGGCUGAAGGCGGGCAGCAAAACCAACAGCAUCAACAAAAUGUAUAUCACAUUAAUAUUUCCUUGAGCAAUCCACAGAAUCAGAGCGAAAUUGUACAAACAAGGACAACUGAGAUUGCUGCGGGGGAGAUUGGACAGAUAAAUAUUCCACAGGCAGCUGAACAACAAGGUUCUCAGAAUGUCCAACAACAACAGGCAACUGACAACGUUCAACCAGAUAAUAUCGCUGAAGGUGUUGAGACCUUGAAUUUGUCAUCAAUAAAUCCCGAGGCUUCUCAGAGUGGAGCAAUAAAGAAGAAAGGUCGAACCGGCUUCAUGAGCUUCUUUACCAAAGAAAAGCAAAACAAAGAAAGUGGAAAUAAGAUCAGAUCGAUUCGACAAGGCGAUCUCAGAGUGCAGGAUCUUCGAACGAAGACAGAUAGAGAACAAACUCAAUCUAACCAUCCGCCACCUCGUACUCAAAAUCUGAACCCUCAACCAAAACAAACUGCAGCCGUUCCACGUUAUACGACCGCACCGAGUGUAAUUAAUGCUCCGAAGAUUUCAAUGCUUCGAAAAAAAUCUUUCAAGUUAUUCGACGAGUCUAAAUAUGAAGAAGCAGUCCCCAUCUUAGAAGAACUGGCAACCCUACAAAACCAUCAGGAUUUCGAUACAAUACUUAUAAUGGCCGAGUGUUUUAUACAACUUGGCAGAGGAAACAAAGCGGAAAAAUGUAUUGGCAAUCUGCGAAAUAUAUUGAUGACGUCAUCAGUGACCAGUGCUGAUGACGUCAGGACUCUCGCGAUCGAUUUGAUUUCAAAUUCAGCUUACAUUCGCGCUAUAAUAUUGCUUCGAAUAGCAAGUGAUAUCUACAAGGCUCGCACAAGAUCACCUGAUGAUGUAAUAAAUGGUAUUGAAUUUUGUGCCCGUAAGACAUGUGUUGCCACUAAGCAAUUGAUAGAAGCCGGUGGUCGAACUAAAAUUAUAGGAGUGGAUUACGGCAUAGAAUACAUGACAGAAAUGCUGGAUGAUAUUCACGCAAUAGAAAACGCUGAUCCAGUGAAUAAAGCAACACAAGAGGCUCGAAUUACAUUGGAUUUAACUAUCACCUGGCGGGUGAAAAGGAGAAAAGUAUAA